Tachysurus vachellii is the source of this 4243-nucleotide messenger RNA. RefSeq names its product kinesin family member 5C (gene kif5c). Bases 244 to 3186 code for a protein of 980 amino acids. Lineage: Eukaryota; Metazoa; Chordata; Actinopteri; Siluriformes; Bagridae. Gene Ontology annotation, molecular function: microtubule motor activity; ATP binding; microtubule binding. The record is from RefSeq and is a predicted model, not a curated record. The transcript is spliced from 26 exons. Gene Ontology annotation, biological process: microtubule-based movement.
AUCCAGAGCGUUAAAGACUCCGAUCUCACUGCAUCUCUGAUCUGUGGCACUUAUUAAUAGUCUGCUUGAAGCCGAAAGUGUUUACACAGGUGGAGAGUUUGAUUAAAUUAGGCUUUUAGACUGGAUUUAUUUUCCAAAUAGUCAUGUUGGAGAUGCGCGACUGAUCUCUGUACAGCAUCAAGUUUUCCUCCGAGCUUGAACUUCUCAGGAUCUUCACGUUUUCCUUCCUUGGUCAGGUUCGACAUGGUGGACGCGGCGGAAUGCGGAGUCAAAGUGAUGUGCCGAUUCAGGCCACUGAACGAGUCGGAAAUCACCAGAGGAGACAAAUACAUCCCAAAAUUUAAGGGCGAGGACACUGUCGUUAUUUCGGGUAAGCCUUACGUGUUUGAUCGAGUUCUUCCUCCAAACACAAACCAAGAGCUGGUCUACGAUGCCUGUGCUAAGCAGAUCGUUAAAGACGUUCUCAAUGGAUACAACGGAACCAUUUUUGCCUAUGGCCAGACUUCAUCUGGGAAAACCCACACCAUGGAGGGGAACCUUCAUGACUCGGCACGUAAAGGCAUCAUUCCUCGCAUCUCUCAGGACAUCUUUGACCACAUUUACUCCAUGGAUGAGGACCUUGAGUUUCACAUCAAGGUAUCUUACUUUGAGAUUUACUUGGACAAAAUCAGAGAUCUGUUGGAUGUUUCUAAGACCAACCUCGCUGUGCAUGAAGACAAAAACAGGGUACCGUAUGUCAAGGGCUGUACGGAGCGCUUCGUGUCCAGCCCGGAGGAGGUGAUGGACGUCAUCGAUGAAGGCAAAGCCAAUCGUCAUGUCGCUGUCACAAAUAUGAAUGAGCACAGCUCACGCAGCCACAGCAUCUUCCUGAUUAACAUCAAGCAGGAGAACAUGGAGACUGAGAAGAAGCUGAGUGGGAAGCUCUAUCUGGUGGAUCUGGCUGGAAGUGAAAAGGUCAGUAAAACAGGAGCAGAAGGAGCCGUCUUGGAUGAAGCUAAAAAUAUCAAUAAAUCUCUCUCAGCUCUAGGCAACGUCAUCUCAGCACUGGCUGAAGGCACUAAGACACACGUGCCGUACAGAGACAGUAAGAUGACGCGAAUCCUACAGGACUCUCUCGGUGGAAACUGCAGGACCACCAUCAUCAUCUGCUGCUCGCCGUCUGUUUUCAACGAGGCCGAGACCAAAUCUACUCUUAUGUUCGGCCAGAGAGCCAAGACCAUCAAGAACACGGUGUCUGUCAACAUGGAGCUGACAGCCGAGGAGUGGAAGAAGAAGUACGAGAAGGAGAAGGAGAAGAACAGAGGUCUGAAGGUCAUCAUCCAGCGGCUGGAAAAUGAGCUGAAGCGAUGGAGGAGAGGUGAAGCAGUUCCGGUUGAAGAGCAGCAGAAAAGUAAAGAAAUGAAGAACUCAGAAGCCACACCCACAAUUGAAAGUCUAGCUCCGCCUCCUCAACCUCUCCAUGAUACAGAGAAAACCCAGUAUGAAGAGCUGAUCAAUGAGCUCUAUCAGCAGCUUGAUGACAAGGACGAUGAGAUCAAUCAGCAAAGUCAGCUGGCAGAGUCACUGAAACAGCAGAUGGUGGAUCAGGAUGAGCUGUUAGCGUCGACGCGGCACGACUGUGAGAAGCUCCAGGAGGAGUUGAUGCGUCUGCACCGUGAGCACGAGGCAGCCAAAGAGGAGGUGAAGGAGGUGCUCCAAGCGCUGGAAGAACUCGCCGUUAACUACGACCAGAAGAGCCACGAGCUGGAGGAGAAAGGAAGGAGUAACGUCCAGCUCAGCGAUGAGUUAAUACAUAAGAGUACACUUCUAUCCAGCGUAGAGAGGGAUCUGGCCACGCUGCAAGACGUGAAUGGACACCACAAAAAGAGAUCAGCAGAGAUCCUGAGCAUGCUGCUGCGAGACCUCAGUGAGAUCGGCAACGUCAUCGGCACCAGCGACCUUAAGACGUCAGCGGAGGGUCCUGGAGCGAUGGAAGAAGAGUUUACCAUGGCGCGCCUCUACAUCAGCAAGAUGAAGUCAGAGGUGAAGUCGCUGGUAAACCGCAGCAAACAGCUGGAAGGAGCUCAGGCCGAAACGACACGAAAGAUUCAGGCCAACGAGAAAGAGCUCGCAUCCUGCCAACUCCUCAUCUCACAGCUUCAGGCCAAGAUUAAGUCCCUGACCGACUACUUGCAGAACAUGGAGCAGAAGAAGAGACAGCUGGAGGAGAGCCAGGACUCACUGAUGGAAGAGCUGGCUAAACUCCACGCUCAGGAAAAUAUGCAUGAGGUGUCUGUGAUGGACAAGGAGAAGGAGCACAUGAGCCAGAUGAAGGAUGCUGAAGAGAUGAAGACGGCGUUGCAGGAGCAGAUGGAGAGUCACCGCGAGGCCCAUCAGAAACAGCUCUCACGCCUCCGAGACGAGAUUGAUGAGAAGCAGAAAAUUCUGGAUGAGCUGAAAGAUAUGAAUCAGUCUCUUCAGCUGGAGCAGAAAAAGCUCAUGUCUGACUAUGACAAGUUACGACAGGAGGAACAAGAGAAGGAUGAGAAGCUUCAGAAGCUAAUUUUGUUAAAUGAAAAACGGGAACUGGCCAAGGAGGAUCUGAAGGGUCUUGAGGAGACUGUGACAAAGGAACUCCAGAGUCUCCACAAUCUGCGUAAACUCUUCAUCGACGAUCUUAACACACGUGUCAGGACAAAUGUAGAGUUGGACUCGGAGGAGGCAGGAGGCAGCCUGGCUCUGAAACAGAAGAUAAUUUUUCUGGAGAACAAUCUGGAACAGCUCACCAAAGUCCACAAACAGUUGGUGCGUGACAAUGCAGAGCUGCGCUGCGAGCUUCCUAAGCUGGAAAAACGUCUACGAGCCACAGCCGAGCGAGUAAAAUCCCUAGAGUCGUCAUUGAGAGAAGCGAAGGAGAAUGCCAUGAGAGACCGAAAACGCUACCAGCAGGAGGUGGAGAGGAUCAAAGAGGCAGUAAGGGCCAAAAACCAAGCCAGGAGGAGCCACACAGCACAGAUCGCCAAGCCUAUUCGUGCUGGACACCACGCUGGACAUCACGCAGCGGCCUCUGGCUCACCGAGCCAUUCCAUCAGAGGAGGAGGAGCGCAGAACCAAUGGCGUCAUCACCAUCACCAGACUGGGGCGGCGCAGCAGCACCACCAUCAUCACCACAGCAGCAGCAGCAGCGGCAACAACAGCAGCAAAUAAAAGAUGCCAGGAGAAGAACAGCAAGAACAGAAGAACAUGUGCUGGGAUCAUUUGGACUUUCUUUCAGUCUUGAUUUCAUCCAUCCAAAAGGUCAUGUUUUUUGGAGUUCUCUGUCGAAAAACCGACAAAACUGCUGUGAAGCCUCUGGUUACAUUCAGUACCGGAUUUACGUCCUUAUCCUGUGGUGGACUGGUUUUGUACUCUCUCACACACACACACACACACACACACACUCAUUGUGACACUCUGACACAUAAAACUGACUCACAAACACACGUGAAAACAAGGUGCAAUCUGGUACAUUCGACUGAGCACAAUUAGCAUGUGUCCCAAAACCUAGAGGGUUCUUUCCCGCUAGCUACUCAUGUGAUUAGUCUCGUAUGACUCAAAUAAAUCAGCUAAAUCCUUAAAGAAAGCACAGGAAGCUAAUCACAUAGGACCUCUGGCUAUACAGUAUGUUACACCUCACUGAGCUAAUGUCAGAAUGGUUGUUUGCUGCUUAACGUGUUUCUCAGUGGUAAUGCUGCUGCUGCUGCUGUGUGUGUGUGUGUGUGUGUGUGUGUGUGUGUGUGUGUGUGUGUUUUAUGGGUAAUACACACAACAACAUCAUCUAAACACACUUGUGUCUCUUGUACAUUUUCUGAAAAAACUAACUGGACUAGAAUUACAAUGUGUUAUCUUAGUUGUGCCAAACAAUUGACCAAAAAUCCAGAUUGCCAACUGAAAUAAUGGAGUCAUGAGAAUCUUUAACACCCUUAAGUGUAACUUGAGGGCUUUUCCUUGGUUUCUAGAAGUGGCAGCAGCUCAAUGUGUCUUUGGUUUUUAGUUUUUUAUUACCUGGCUGAAGCAUGUAGAGACACAACAGGGAAUGUAGUCUGCUUUAGAACUCACACAGGUCUGAUUAAAUUUUAAAGCAGGAGAUGAUGUCUGUGGUCAUGUGACCCCACGAUCCAGCAGAGAGAGGGAGAGAGAGAGAGAGUGUGUGUGUGUGUGUGUGUGUGAGAGAGAGAGAGAGAGAGAGAGAGAGAGAGUGUGUGUGUGUGUGUGUGUGAGAGAG